Messenger RNA from Gastrolobium bilobum, 3160 nucleotides. RefSeq names its product probable LRR receptor-like serine/threonine-protein kinase At1g07650. The record is from RefSeq and is a predicted model, not a curated record. Bases 1 to 3078 code for a protein of 1025 amino acids. The transcript has 24 exons. Gene Ontology annotation, biological process: protein phosphorylation. NCBI's taxonomy places the organism in Eukaryota, Viridiplantae, Streptophyta, Magnoliopsida, Fabales, Fabaceae. Gene Ontology annotation, molecular function: protein binding; protein kinase activity; ATP binding.
AUGGAGCACAAUUCGGGUUAUUCAAGGAUGUUCUUUUUAUUUCUCCUUGGUUCGACUUCCUUCAUUUUACUCUCACACUUGGCUUCUGCAGCCACACCUAAGCUCAACUCUGAAGAGGUGAAGGCAUUGAAAGAGAUAGGGAGGAAAAUUGGGAAGAAAGAUUGGGACUUUGGGGUGGACCCUUGCAGUGGAAAAGGGAACUGGAAUGGGUCUGAUAAUAAUAGGAAAGGCUUUGAGAGUUCUGUGAUGUGUGAUUGUUCCUUCAAUCACAAUUCUUCUUGCCAUGUUGUAAGCAUAUCCUUGAAGGCUCAGAAUCUGUCUGGUACUCUCUCAUCAGAGUUUUCAAAGCUUCGUUAUCUUAAACUAUUGGACCUUAGUCGUAACAUCAUCACUGGUUCUAUACCUCAACAAUGGGCUACCAUGCGCUUAGUUGAGAUCUCUUUCAUGGGAAACAGAUUGUCAGGGCCAUUUCCCACAGUUCUAACCAAUAUCACAACCCUCAAAAACCUGAGUAUUGAAGGAAAUCUAUUUUCAGGCUUCAUUCCAACAGAGAUUGAAAAGUUGAUCAAUUUAGAAAAACUCAUUCUAUCAUCAAAUGCAUUCACUGGAGCAUUUCCAUCCGCACUUUCCAAGUUGACCAAGUUGACUGAUUUGAGGAUAGGCGACAAUAAUUUCUUUGGGACGAUACCUGAUUUCAUUAGUAAAUUGACACUGAUUGAAAAGCUGCACAUUCAUGGUUGCUCUCUUGAGGGCCCCAUACCUUCUAGCAUUUCUGCCUUGACAAGAUUAACCGAUUUGAGAAUAACUGACCUGAAAGGCAAUAGAAGCUCUGCUUUCCCACCACUAAGUAAUAUGAAAUCCAUGAAGACACUGAUACUGAGAAAAUGCUUGAUUAAAGGAGAGAUCCCGGAAUAUAUUGGGAGAAUGGAAAAACUGAAAAUCUUAGAUUUGAGUUUCAAUGGCUUGAGUGGAAAGAUACCUGGAUCUUUUAACCAACUUGACAAAGUGGACUACAUGUAUCUUAUUGGGAACAAGCUGACAGGGUCUAUACCUGGUUGGGUCCUUGCGAUUAACAAAAAUAUUGAUUUCUCUUACAAUAACUUCGCCUGGGAUAGCUCAAGUCCAACUGAAUGUCAACGAGGGAAUGUAAACCUUGUCGAGAGCUACUCCUCAUCUGCGGAUCCACAAAGUAAGAUUCAUUCAUGCCUAAAAAGAAACUUUCCAUGCCCUGCUUCGGUUAGCAAAUAUCAUUACUCCAUGCACAUUAAUUGUGGUGGUAAUGAAGCAAAUAUUAGUGGUAAUAUUUAUGAAGCUGAUAGAGAACAAAAAGGUGCUUCAAUGUUAUAUUACCCUGGUCAGGAUUGGGCUCUUAGUAGCACUGGGAACUUCAUGGACAAUGAUAUUGACUCUGAUUCCUAUAUUGUGGUCAAUACUUCUAGACUUAAUAGUGUCUCGGUACUCAAUUCAGAACUGUACACAACAGCUCGUGUUUCUCCGCUUGCUCUCACAUAUUAUGGCCUCUGUCUAAUAAACGGAAAUUACACUGUUAAGCUCCACUUUGCAGAAAUUAUUUACAUAAAUGAUAGGUCAUAUAACAGUCUUGGCAGGCGGGUAUUUGAUGUCUACGUCCAGGGGGAAUUGGUGCUGAAAGACUUUAAUAUCCAAAACGAAGCUGGUGGUACUGGCAAGCCAAUUGUGAAGACAUUUAAUGCUACUGUCACACAACAUACUUUGAAGAUUCACUUUUAUUGGGCUGGAAAGGGAACCACUGGCAUACCCACAAGAGGAGUUUAUGGACCUUUAGUAUCUGCUAUUUCAGUAGACCCUAAUUUUAAACCUCCCUCUGAGGAUGGCUACAGAACUUAUGUCAUACUGGCAGUUGGCGUAGUCGCAGGUGUUGUAGUUGUUCUUAUGGUGCUAGCUAUCGUGUGGGGAAUGGGAUGGUUAGGAGGCAAGGACCCAGUGUAUAAAGAGCUUAAGGGUAUAGAUCUGCAAAUGGGAUUAUUUACUUUAAGACAAAUCAAAGCAGCAACCAAAAACUUUGAUGCAGCAUACAAAAUUGGCGAAGGUGGCUUUGGUUCUGUUUACAAGGGACUACUAUCAGAUGGUACAGUAAUUGCGGUAAAGCAGCUCUCUUCAAAAUCUAAGCAAGGAAACCGUGAGUUUGUGAAUGAGAUAGGAAUGCUAUCUGGACUUCAGCAUCCCAAUCUUGUUAAGCUUCAUGGAUGUUGUGUGGAGGGAAACCAGCUAAUACUGAUAUAUGAGUAUAUGGAAAAUAAUUGUCUAUCUCGCAUUCUUUUUGGAAAGGAUCCAAACAGAAGAACGAAACUAGACUGGCCAACCAGGAAGAAUAUUUGCCUUGGCAUAGCUAGAGCUCUGGCUUAUCUCCAUGAAGAGUCCAGAAUAAAAAUCAUUCACCGGGAUAUAAAAACAAGUAAUGUGUUGCUCGACAAGGAUUUUAAUGCUAAAGUUUCGGAUUUUGGCUUAGCAAAACUUAUUGAAGAUGACAAAACUCAUGUUAGCACUCGAAUUGCAGGAACAAUUGGUUAUAUGGCUCCUGAGUAUGCAAUGCGUGGCUAUUUAACUGAUAAAGCAGAUGUUUAUAGUUUUGGGGUAGUUGCAUUGGAAACUGUCAGCGGAAAGAGCAAUACAAAUUACAUGCCGAACGAGGAAUUUGUUUAUCUUCUUGAUUGGGCCUAUGUUUUGCAAGAGAGAGGAAAUCUUCUGGAGCUGGUUGAUCCAGGUUUGAGUUCAGAAUAUUCAACUGAGGAGGUCAUGGUGAUGCUAAAUGUGGCUCUUUUAUGUACUAAUGCAUCUCCUACCCUAAGGCCAACAAUGUCCCAAGUCGUGAGCAUGCUUGAAGGUUGGACUGACAUUCAUGAUCUACUUUCUGAUCCGGGAUAUUCAGCUCCUAGUUCCAAUUCCAAAUAUAAAAGUAUUCACUUCUGGCAGAAUCCAAGUAGAACACAAAGCAUGUCACUACAUAGUACAUAUACUGAUUCCUCUACCUCACGUGUUGAUAUAGAAGAGAGCUACCGUCUCGUAACAAUUACACCGGAUGGACCAAACAUUAGAUAGUAUAUAUACUAAUUACUAACAUCAUGUAUUUAGUACAAAACUCUUAUGUAAGUUAAUAUUUUUACAGUAUUUGUAAUAGAAU